AUUAUUAAACUAUUUUGUUUCUAUUUGUUUUUAUUUUAGGGGCGGAGGCCCCUACUUGAUUAAUUCGAAAAGCUCUGAAUUUUGGAAUUUUCUCGAAUUUUCCUUGCAUCGUCCGCAACAGGUUGCUGUCGUAAAAACGGAAGCCACGAUUCAAAAUAAUCAUCAGUCGUCAUACAGUCAAAUAUUGAAAGCGAAAAUAGUUUUUGUACAACGAACUUCAAGCAGGAAUGUCAGCAUUAUUCGCAAAAUACAAAAGAUGGAUCGAGGUCAGCUUUGGCAGAGUGUGCUGUUCGUCAAAACCAAGUUGGAUUUCAAUCGUUAUCAUAAUUCUGUCAUUAUACAACAAAGCAGCUGUCCACGCAGGGCCUCAGCUGGUUGGUCCACCUAACCCCAUUGUUGCUGUAGAGGGUGAUGAUGUCAUCCUGCCGUGUUCCCUGGAACCUCCCAUCAAUGUUGAAAAUGUGCUGUGGUCCAGACCUGAUCUUAGUUACAAGUAUAUACACGUUCUGCAAGAUGGCCGUUACGUGUUGAACCUGAAGAACCCGUCCUAUAGAAACAGGACGGCUCUGUUUAAAGAGGAACUGAAGAAGGGCAACGUCUCCCUGAAACUGUCCAGAGUGAGGCUGGAGGAUAAGGGGAACUACACCUGCCUUGUUCCUCAUUUUUCUCAGCUGAAAACUGUCAGUCAACUCAUUGUUGGAGAGUCUCAGCUGAUUGGUUCAACAGACCCCAUCGUUGCUGUAGCUGGUGAUGAUGUCAUCCUGCCAUGUUUCCUGGAACCUCCCAUCAAUGCAGAGAACCUGACAGUAGCAUGGACCAGACCUGACCUGAACCCUAAAUAUGUACAUUUCUAUCGGGAUGGUCGUAAAUUACAUGAUGGGAUGAAUUUAUUUUACAAAGACAGGACCAUGCUGUUAGAAGGAGAGCUGAUCAGGGGCAACGUCUCCCUGAAACUGUCCAGAGUGGAGCUUAAGGAUGAUGGGAACUACACCUGCCUUGUUAUUAAGGACGGACAGAAGAAGGAGACUGUCAUCCAGCUCAGUGUUGUGGAGGUCUCUAAACCAGAGGUCUCCAUCCAGGAAGCCAGAGAAGAUGGGAUGGUUCUCAAGUGUGUGUCUGGAGGCUGGUACCCAGAACCUGAGCUGGAGUGGAGGGACAGUGAGGGACGCCUCCUCCCUGCUGAUGUCACACAGACAGACAGACUCCCUGACCCCGGCCCUCACCAACGCUACACUGUGACAAGCAACGUGACUGUACAGAAGACAGACACCAACAGGUUCACCUGCAGGGUUCAUCUGCAGAGACUCAACCAGAUCAGGGAGACAGAGAUCCAUGUUCCUGAUCAUUUAUUUCAGCUGAAAGAUAUAAGCUCCUCUGAUUUCAAAGCUGAUAUAAUUCUUGGAGUUCCUGGCGUCUUGGUAAUACUACUGGUAGUAGCAGCAGCAGUAGCAGCAGCAGUAUGUUGGAAGAAACGUACAGCAGGCAGUAAAGAAAUAAAUAGUCCAACAAACACUCUCACAACCCUAAACGAAACACCCUUGAUGCUGGAGGAGAGGGUGAUAAAGAAUGAGAAGAGAAGAGGAGGAGAGAGGAGCGUAGGACUCCAAACUUAUGAAUAAUUAUGUAA
Molecule: messenger RNA, 1627 nt
Organism: Hypomesus transpacificus
Lineage: Eukaryota; Metazoa; Chordata; Actinopteri; Osmeriformes; Osmeridae
Product: butyrophilin subfamily 1 member A1-like
Exons: 8
Coding region: 228-1619 (463 amino acids)
Source: RefSeq, a predicted model, not a curated record